Acomys russatus (golden spiny mouse) is the source of this 753-nucleotide messenger RNA. RefSeq names its product sporozoite surface protein 2-like. The transcript is spliced from 2 exons. NCBI's taxonomy places the organism in Eukaryota, Metazoa, Chordata, Mammalia, Rodentia, Muridae. The coding region runs from base 1 to 753 and encodes 250 amino acids. The record is from RefSeq and is a predicted model, not a curated record.
AUGGGCCCUGCGCCUAGACUGGGCAGAACAGUAGAGCUGGGCCUGGUGGUGAAGGCGCAGGUGAGCAACCCUAAGGACGUGAGAGCAGGAGAGCUGACCCUGCUCCUGUUGAAUGCUCAAAGAGAAACCAAUGGACCACCUGACCCCAAUGGACCACCUAACCCCGAUGGACCACCUAACCCCAAUGGACCACCUAACCCCGAUGGACCACCUAACCCCGAUGGACCACCUGACCCCAAUGGACCACCUAACCCUGAUGGACCACCUAACCCCGAUGGACCACCUAACCCCGAUGGACCACCUGGCCCCAAUGGACCACCUAACCCUGAUGGACCACCUAACCCCGAUGGACCACCUAACCCCGAUGGACCACCUAACCCCGAUGGACCACCUGACCCCAAUGGACCACCUAACCCUGAUGGACCACCUAACCCCGAUGGACCACCUAACCCCGAUGGACCACAUGGCCCCAAUGGACCACCUAACCCUGAUGGACCACCUAACCCCGAUGGACCACCUAACCCUGAUGGACCACCUAACCCCGAUGGACCACCUGACCCCGAUGGACCACCUGACCCCGAUGGACCACCUGACCCCGAUGGACCACCUGACCCCAAUGGACCACCUAACCCUGAUGGACCACCUGGCCCCAAUGGACCACCUGACCCCAAUGGACCACCUGACCCCAAUGGACCACCUGACCCCAAUGGACCACCUGACCCCGAUGGACCACCUGACCCCUACACACACUAA